UUGGAUGUAUAAAUGCUACAAAGUACUAUGUAUGAUGAUUUUAGAUCUGUAAAAAUUAUAUUAGUUUGAAUCAAUUUUUUCCUGGUGAUUUGAAAUCUUUUUCUACUUAAUUUCUGGAAAUCUGGUGCUAAAUUUCCAUGGACUUAAGUUUGUUGAAACUGUUAUCUGUAAAGAUUUUUGCUUUUCCUUUCCCCUUUAGAUAGCUUUUAUGAUCAUAGAUGUCAUCACGUAUUUGCUUUUAUGUGAUGAGUUCUUUUUUCUUUACCUUUCAAUUGAGGUUCAUAUAGUUCCCGUGAUAAUUUUUGUUGUAUAGCAUUGAAUUAGUUGAAUAUAUAAAAAUCUUUAUUUUCAAUAGAAGAUAAUUAUGAUUAAAAGUUCUCUCCGUUUUACUAGAUUAGGUAAUACUAGUUGAGAUUUUCUUCAUUCCCUUUUAUAUAUUUUUACAGGUGGGGAUACUGUGGUGUUUAAGUUACUAUCCAUUGUUAAAUCUCGAGUUUCGUCUGAAGAAAACAGCAUAAAUUCAAUUUUUUGAAGAUUCGAAUCAAACCCAGUUUUGAGCACUUUGAUUUUUGCAAGUUUGGUGCAACUUUGGGGUGAUAAAAAAUGAUGAUGCUUGAAGAUAUGGCGUUUUGUGGUGAUUUUGAUUUCUUUUCCUCUGCUCCUAUCAAGGAAGUCGAUGUUUGUGGCUCUCAAACGACCGAGCCAGAGCCCGUAGUGGAGGAUGAUUACACGGAUGAUGAGAUUGAUGUGGAUGAACUUGAGAGGAGGAUGUGGAGGGAUAAGAUGCGACUUAAAAGACUGAAAGAAAUGAGUAAGGGUAAAGAAGGCGAUGAUGCUGCUAAACAACAGCAAUCUCAAGAGCAGGCAAGGAGAAAGAAGAUGUCAAGGGCGCAAGAUGGGAUCUUGAAAUACAUGUUGAAAAUGAUGGAAGUAUGCAAAGCCCAAGGUUUUGUUUAUGGAAUCAUUCUGGAGAAAGGUAAGCCAGUGAGUGGGGCAUCCGACAACCUGAGGGAAUGGUGGAAGGAUAAGGUGAGAUUUGAUCGAAAUGGACCAGCUGCCAUAGCGAAAUACCAAGCAGAUAAUUUAAUCCCGGGAAAGAAUGAGGGAGGUAAUCCAGUUGGUCCUACCCCCCACACCCUGCAGGAGCUCCAAGAUACUACCCUUGGUUCACUGUUGUCAGCUCUGAUGCAGCACUGUGAUCCUCCUCAGAGACGGUUUCCUUUAGAGAAAGGUGUUUCACCUCCUUGGUGGCCCACUGGGAAUGAGGAAUGGUGGCAUCAGUUAGGUCUGCCAAAGAAUCAAGGCUCUCCACCUUAUAAGAAGCCUCAUGAUCUCAAAAAGGCAUGGAAGGUGGGUGUUCUAACAGCAGUGAUCAAGCACAUGUCUCCUGAUAUUGCCAAGAUUCGCAAGCUUGUUAGGCAGUCAAAGUGCUUGCAGGACAAGAUGACAGCAAAGGAGAGUGCAACUUGGCUCGCUAUUGUCAACCAGGAGGAGACAUUAGCUCGAGAACUUUAUCCUGAUCUCUGUCCACCAUUGUCAUCGUCAGGUGGGAGCGGAACCUUUGCCGUCAAUGAUACCAGUGAAUAUGAUGUUGAAGGGGCCGAUGAUGAGUCCAACUUUGAUGUCCAAGAGCAAAAGCCGAACCCAAACCACCUCGGUUUGUUCAAUAUUGGGACAGAGAGACACAAUGAUAGACUUCCUGUUCAACAACAAUCUCAUACAAUUAAGGAUGAAUUCAUAACUGACUUGGACUUCACCCGGAAGAGGAAGCCUGGCAAUGAACUGAACGUCCUGAUGGAUCAUAAAAUAUAUGCGUGCGAGUUCCUUCAAUGUCCUCAUAGUGAAAUCUGCCUCGGUUUUCAGGACAGAAAUUCCCGGGACAAUCAUCAACUCUCUUGUCCUUAUAGACGUUCUUCGGAAUUUGGGGUUUCAAACUUCAGCAUUGAUGAUAUCAAGUCAUCUUUGAAACAAGGACGAGGAACUGAUUGGUGUGGGAACCAUUUUCCCUGUACCAUUCCUCGAUUAAUCGGGAAAUCUGUGCUCGUUCAAGGUAGGUCUCGUGGGGAUCAAGGAAUCCAUGCUCGGUUGCCAUCCCUCACCCAUGCUGGGUAUUUUAAGGAAACAAGCUGGCUAGGAUUCCCUAGUUGA
Olea europaea var. sylvestris is the source of this 2148-nucleotide messenger RNA. RefSeq names its product protein ETHYLENE INSENSITIVE 3-like. The record is from RefSeq and is a predicted model, not a curated record. Gene Ontology annotation, cellular component: nucleus. Lineage: Eukaryota; Viridiplantae; Streptophyta; Magnoliopsida; Lamiales; Oleaceae. The transcript has 3 exons. Bases 604 to 2148 code for a protein of 514 amino acids. Gene Ontology annotation, molecular function: DNA binding; DNA-binding transcription factor activity.